This is a messenger RNA of Procambarus clarkii (red swamp crayfish), 2105 nucleotides long. The record is from RefSeq and is a predicted model, not a curated record. Lineage: Eukaryota; Metazoa; Arthropoda; Malacostraca; Decapoda; Cambaridae.
UGUUGUAAACAAAAAAUGUCAUUCAGUAAUAUUUAUAACUUGCUUUUCGUGUUACUGAUUUUUUAUUCCAUUUUUCAGUUAUGUGAUAAAAUUACAACAAACCUUUUCACAAUCAACAAUGCAACAAGCACCCUGGAUCGGUCAUUAAAACAAGUAGGAACGGCUUCAGACAGUCAGCAACUAAGAGAUAGAAUUAGAGAGAUCAACAGCAGUGCCGGGACAGCCGUACAGGACACAACUGGCUUGCUACGAACGCUUCAGCCUUUUACACAUGGUGACAAGCAGAGGCGCAUCCAGGCAGAAAGACUACACAAUGAGUUCCAAGCAACUGCAUCACGCUUUGCUGAAAUUCAGAAGAAAGUUGUCAAUUUGCUGAGGACUGCCCGACUACCAGCAGAUAUGGUAGCUGUGGAGCAAGACACCAGUGCCUCCAACACUGACCUUAUGAUAGCAUCAGAACAACAGAGGCAGGCAAAAAUGAAAGAAAUUCAGGAUCUGGAGUUUGAAACGGCAAUGCAUCUAGAAAGAGAACAGAGAGUCCGUCAGCUGGAGACUGACAUAAUAGAUAUAAAUGAAGUUAUGCGUGAUCUCUCGUCUAUGGUUACUGCACAAGGCGAGAUUGUGGAUUCCAUAGAAGAUAAUGUGGAAUGUGCUCAUGGACAUGUUGAAGAGGGCCGAGAGGAACUGUUAAAAGCUCAACAGUACCAGAGCAAGAGUCGACGUCGUAUAUGCUUCUGCAUCAUGCUCCUCCUUGUUGUGCUGACUAUUAUUGGCAUUAUUAUUGGCCUUCACUUCACCUCUCAAAAGUAGGGAGCUCAUUUAAAGUAGGUGUGUAAUGUGUGUGUGAGAAUUUUGUUUACAUUUCCUAAUAAAUAGUGGAAUCUUAGUUUUGUUGAAUAUAUUAGUAAUAUGCAUUCCAUUAUUUGACAAGUUCUCAGUUGACACACAUCUGUGAAGGCCACUAUUGCUGAUUGAAUGUCCAAAGAUAGUAUAUUUUAAAUAAUCUCUAGUCACAAUCCACGAAACUAGUGAUUGGUAUUCAUGCUGAAAAGGAUAACUUAUUUCAGUGAAUAAAAAUAAUCACUGAUGUAACAGUUGAAUGGAAUUGUUUGGCUUUAUUUUUGGUGGUCUGAAUGUAAUUUGAGUUUCAUUUAUCAUACAGUAUUUAAUUUGAAAUCAUAUGAAGGUACACAUUAUAUGGUGCUUUAUCUUCAACGAUGAUGAUUAAAGUCAUGAGUUUUGGGUAUACAGUAAUUAUGAGUAAUAUAUGUAUUUUAUACAAUGAUCCAUGUAUUAUGUGAUUGAAGUAUUCAUGUCAAUAUCAUUAGUACUGGUUACUUAAGAUCUUGUUUAAGAAACAGGUUGAGCUGUGUUUUGUUACAUCAUUAGAGCUUUCUAAUUCUUACAAAAAUCUGUUAACACUUAAUGAUGAACUUGGGCUCGUGGUCAUCAUUGAUAUUCUAUAUUUAUAUGAAAAGAUGUAUGUAGUUGUUUACAGAAAUUAGUGGUUAAAUAUUACCUUUGGGUCAGUAGGUUUCAUAAUUUUAAUAUUUUGCAUAUUUGAUUGUUAUCACUAUAUAGAUUUUAUGAAUUGCUGAUAAGUAUUAAAAGCAGUUUCACGUGAUGUAUAUUUUAAUACAAUGAUCACCCACUUUUUCACUGGUAUUGGACUGUAUCACGGUUAACUUAGUCAAUACAGGUAUACAGGUACACUUUAAUGUUAUUUCAAGUUAAGAGUGAAUAGUGUCUGGUUUGCUUAUAAAUAUGUUAUAAAAAUACUGUAUUAAGAUAUUGAAAUUUACCGAGGUAUAUUCACGUCACAGAGUGCAUAAUAGAAAUUUAAUAUAGGGGAAGUAUAUUAAUGUUAGAAAUACCAGUGGUAAAAGUUUUGUGUCAUUUUAGGUGAUGUUUCCAGUACUUGAUUAUUUAACACUUUUAGUGAUAUUUGAAGAUUAAGGUAAAAGGUUGUAAAGUAAUUUUGGAAAGACAUAGUUGGCACUUAAAAUUUGUAGAUAUGUUUUAAGGAGUAGAAAUAGGAAACUUGAUGAUGAAUUAGUCUUAAGUUAUGUUAAAUUUGUGUACAAAUUUUUUGAUGUACCUCUAGA